UGUCAACGUCAACUUCAACAUCAACGUCGACUUCAACAUCAACCUAGAAUCUCAUCAGCUCUUGAAUAACCCGCACACAUCACCAAUCUAUGCUGUGCUUCCACAACCUCCUGAUAGAGCUAGCUGCUUAACUAGGUUUCAUCCCUCUCCCUAUGUGCUCAGGAGUCUGGUAUUGUUCUUCUGAUCAUACAUGGACAGUCUUCUUCAGAAGCAUAGCCAUCAGAGCAUUGAACCAUAUGGACUGAGCGUGGAACAUCUAUCGGUUUUGGAAAUUUCGCAUCUGCCAUUAUAGAAUGGCUAUAGAGCAAAAUUCCGGUCGAACGAUACCUACACACAGGAUUGACCCAUCGACGACUAUUCGACUGCCGGUCACUGGUAAUGGCCUAUCAUUUGGACCCAACGACAGCCAGUGCAGGGGGUUUCUUUCAUGUCCCCCACACCUAUACCCCUACUCUUCCUUACCACGAGCGACGCCACUUCGACACCCCUCGCGUCCAUGUCCCUCCCGCCGAAGUCGAUUAUCAUGAGGGAAAGCCGUCUAUUCAGAUCACUCGUGCGAGGUUCAACCAGGUUUCUACGGCCUAUGGAUCACCGACCUUUAUCAACUCUCUGGCCGCUUGCCAUGAGCUUACCAUGACCCAUAACAUGCUUUCAUGGAAAUAUGAGAUGCGCAGAGCUGCCCAACGUAUCCUUCCAUUUCUAUCACUCGGUCCCAGCAGUGUUGCCCGGGAUGUGCCUUAUUUGAAGGCCGAGGGUGUCACUCUAAUGAUUGCGGUUCGCAGUCUGAAGGCCGUUGAAACCCGGCCUACCUUUCUCAAUCCUACCACCUUCUCUGCCACUUCUGGCAUUCCCACUCUAGCCUUUGAUUUCGACUCAACCUACGACUUUAUAUCCGGGUUUCGUCCUAUCAUCAGACAUAUCAAUGACCACCUCGAGGCUACCUGUACCACUGACCAAAUCAAAAGCUCCCACGAUAUAUCGGGCAGAGUAUUGAUCUUUUGCGAGUCAGGAAACGACAGAUCCUCGCUUCUAGUAGCCGCCUACCUCAUCGUCAUUUAUGGAGUGACAGCCUUUUCAGCCAUUCAAAUCGUCCAAUCUCAGCGCUUCUGCAUCAGCAUGUCUGACGACAUGAAGAACAUUCUUGUCGAUCUCCAACAUAUCGUCCAAGCUGAACGGAGUUCACCAACCCCCGAAACUUUUGAAGGGACCUUCUCUCGUGCCACCGAGUCUAGGUCUCCUCGAGGAAAGAAGCGAAACAUCGAACAGCUUGACAGCGAUGACGAGAUGGAGGACGAACUUUAUAGCGUUUCGGACGCGAUCUCUAGAAAAGGGAUUCCCCCGUUCGUCGAUGCUGCGGACUGA
Molecule: messenger RNA, 1362 nt
Organism: Exophiala mesophila
Lineage: Eukaryota; Fungi; Ascomycota; Eurotiomycetes; Chaetothyriales; Herpotrichiellaceae
Exons: 1
Coding region: 379-1362 (327 amino acids)
Biological process (GO): negative regulation of protein binding; protein dephosphorylation; negative regulation of SCF-dependent proteasomal ubiquitin-dependent catabolic process
Cellular component (GO): cytoplasm; nucleoplasm
Molecular function (GO): protein tyrosine/serine/threonine phosphatase activity; F-box domain binding
Source: RefSeq, a predicted model, not a curated record